Messenger RNA from Ilex paraguariensis (yerba mate), 2329 nucleotides. NCBI's taxonomy places the organism in Eukaryota, Viridiplantae, Streptophyta, Magnoliopsida, Aquifoliales, Aquifoliaceae. The record is from the annotation of a GenBank genome assembly.
UUGACCCGAAAUUCUUCUAGGUGGGACCCAUCAAGACAUAAUUGCUCAUGGGUUCUUGAUUGAUAAGAGAUUAAUACACAGAGCCAUCUUGAUCUGAAUCCAUGAAGGGCAAGCCAAAAUGAGAACCAGUCUCAGCCACCUAUUUUCACUUCUAGUCUUCUUCCUCUACUGCCACCAUAAUCUUUACCAUUCACAAGCCCAAGAACCACUCACCACAGGCUAUAGCUGCACACCAAAUGUCACCACCUACCCAUGUGAAACCUUUGCCUUCUUCAGAGCCAUGGCUCCUAACUUUCUUGAUCUUGCCUCCAUUGGAGACCUCUUCUCAGUUAGCCGGCUCAUGAUCUCUACUCCAAGUAACAUAUCAUCCCCAACCUCCCCUCUUAUCCCAGGCCAAUCUCUAUUUGUUCCAUUAAAGUGUUCAUGUAACUCCAUUAAUGUCAGUUUGAGCCUCUCUUAUGCUGGGCUUAACUAUACUUUCAAGUCAGGAGACACCUUUUACCGUGUGUCCACCAACAUGUUCCAAAACCUUACUACUUACCCAUCUGUUGAAGUUGUUAAUCCAACUCUCAUCCCAACCCGUAUUGAAAUUGGCACCACUGUUGUCUUCCCAGUGUUCUGCAAAUGUCCCAACAGAACCCAAUUGCAAAAUCAAACCAAUUAUCUCAUCACUUAUGUUUUCCAACCUUCUGAAACCUUACCUUCAAUUGCUGCCAGGUUUGGAUCAAACAUACAGUCUUUAAUUGAUGUUAACGGGAAUAACAUUAACCCCUUUGACACAAUCUUUAUUCCGGUCUCACGGCUUCCUCAGCUUUCACAACCUCCUCCUGCUGCAACUCCUGCUCCUGCUCCUGUUGCCUCUGUUGCUCCUAGAAGGACUGGAGAGAGGAAAGGAGUUGUCAUAGGAUUGGCAAUUGGCUUGGGAUUUUGUGGGCUUCUGCUGAUAUUGGUUGGUGGUCUGUGGGGUUAUAGAGGGAGUUUGAUGAAAAGAAAAAGAAGAGUGAAGAGAGACGAAGAGAGAAAGCAAUUGGGUAAGGGAGGGAAGAGGUUGAAAGAGGAGGUGGAGGAGAAUUUGAUGGCUGAUGUUUCAGGUUGCUUGGAUAAGUAUAGGGUGUAUGGGAUUGAAGAAAUAAGAGAAGCCACAGAUUGGUUUGAUCAGAGAUGGGUUAUUCAAGGGUCUGUGUACAAAGGUUGUAUUGAUGGAGAGAUGUACGCUAUCAAGAAGAUGAAUUGGAAUGCCUAUGAAGAACUCAAGAUCUUACAGAAGGUAAACCAUGGCAAUUUGGUGAAGCUAGAGGGCUUCUGCAUAGACCCUGAAGAGGCAAAUUGCUAUUUGAUCUAUGAAUAUGUGGAAAAUGGAUCUCUACACUCAUGGCUACAUGGAAACAAAAAUGAAAAGCUAAGCUGGAAAACCAGGCUGCGAAUUGCAGUUGAUGUUGCUAAUGGUCUGCAGUACAUUCAUGAGCACACAAGGCCUCGGGUUGUACACAAAGACAUCAAGAGCAGCAACAUUCUCUUAGAUGGAAACAUGAGAGCCAAGAUUGCGAAUUUUGGGCUAGCAAAAUCUGGCUGCAAUGCCAUAACAAUGCACAUUGUUGGUACUCAAGGCUACAUUGCUCCUGAAUAUCUAGCUGAUGGGGUGGUCUCGACGAAAAUGGAUGUGUUCUCAUUUGGGGUGGUGUUGCUUGAGCUGGUCUCGGGGAGAGAGGUCAUCAACGGAGAAGGCAAGGUUCUGUGGGCAAACGUUGAUAAAAUUUUAGAAGGGAAGGAAGAGGAAAAGACGAAGAGAUUGAAGGCAUGGAUGGAGGAUAAUCUUCUGCAGGAGUCCUGUUCCAUGGAGAGUGUCAUGAAUGUAAUGGCUGUUGCUGUGGCUUGUGUGCAUAGAGAUCCUUCAAGGAGGCCUAGUAUGGUGGACAUUGUGUAUGCAUUGUGUAAGAGCGAUGAAUUACUUUUUGAUGUCUCCGAGAAUGGGUUAUCACCGCGUCAAGUAAUAGCAAGGUAAGAGUUUUUUUUUUUUCUCUCUUUCGAUUUAGAGGGGAUUUAAACCCACAAUAUGAAGCGGGAGCGGGAGUGAGCUUUUCAGAGACCACCUGAAACCACUAGGACAAGACCCAUGAUGGCACUAGCAAGAAGAUAGAUUGGGGCACAAGUUAUGAUGGCAUGAUUUGUAAAAUAUUCAGUAUAUGAAGGGGAAAUUACAAAGGACAUGUCAAUAUUAUUGUUUAUUUCGUAAUCCUCCAUUGUGCAUGUAAAAUAUUGUGCGGGCUCGAUCCUGCACGAUAUAUAAAAUAUUGGGAACAGAUCUCUCCCCUGGUGAACUCUGAGUGAG